Molecule: messenger RNA, 1783 nt
Organism: Xenopus tropicalis (tropical clawed frog)
Lineage: Eukaryota; Metazoa; Chordata; Amphibia; Anura; Pipidae
Gene: kptn
Product: kaptin (actin binding protein)
Biological process (GO): actin filament organization
Cellular component (GO): actin cytoskeleton
Molecular function (GO): actin binding
Source: RefSeq, marked validated
GUCAGUCGGCUUAAACUGCAGACCGAUCUGGCGGUGUUCUGAGCUGUAGAAUUGUUUCCCGGCCAUGCACGGUAGUUGCCCGCUGACGGAGGACACCUUUAGUCGCUUUCCGUCCCAGAGCAAUGUAUAUGGCUUGUCAGUCCUACCUUGCGGAGCCAGCGGACAUGAGCUGUUGGCUGCCACCCUGAAGGGGAAAGUUACCAGCUUCAAGUACCAGAAGCUAAGAGACAAACUGCGGGCAGGAGCACGGGAGCUGCACUUCACUUAUAUUCCGGUUGAUGCUGAGAUUGUGUCCAUUGAUUCCUUCAGCAAGUCUCCACCCAAACGAGGCCUAGUGGUUGGAAUAACUUUUAUAAAGGAUUCUGGUGAUAAGGCAAGCCCAUUCCUUAAUAUUUACUGUGACUAUGAACCAGGAUCUGAAUACAACCUUGAUUCAAUAGCACAGAGUUGCCUAAAUCUGGAGCUGAAAUUCACUCCAUUCCAGCUGUGCCACACUGAGUAAAUCUGUUACAUUAAUGCAUGUUUAUCAUGAGACUGGUGCUGAAAAUUUUAAUACAUAUGAUGCACAGUUUAUCAGUAAUACAAGUUAUUGUUGCAAAGACAAACUCCUACCUUGAUUAAACUCAAGCUGCUGUCUUGGGACAACACCACACCCCUUCCAAGCACAGACACUUUCAGCACAUUCUUCUGUUAUUAGGAAGUGCUGUACUGUUUGUUUGAUAUGUUUGCAGUAAUAAGCCUCAUAAUGACUGGUGGCUAAAUAAGAAAUUAAGAGAAAGAAAAGAUUCAUUUCAGGGAAGUUAUUUGUAUUUGUUUACUCUAAAAUAACCUUCUCUCAUGUAGCUCUUUCAUUACUCAUUAGAGUGCAGGAUGGUGGCAAACAGGAGACGGUAUUUUUACUGAGUGGCAAUGAUCAGUGUAUUCACCUGUACAAAGAGGUGAGAUUGUUUUCAUUUACAAUGACCAGCAUAUGCCACAUGUAUGUUUUUAUAUGCACAGUGUAUGUAUAUUUUAAUUUCUAUAGAUUUCUAUAGCACUGCUUAUUGAAUAUAUAAUAAUAAAAAUAUAUAUACAGUUAAAUUCCUAGUUAUGAGCGCUGGCAAGUAGUCACAGUUUAAAUGUCUGCCAGUAGUGGGUGUGGACCAGGGGUGUUUCUGGUAAAAUGAGCAUUAAAAAAAAAAAAUAGCCGUCAAAAUUAGAGAAAAGAUAAAGCACCGGUGACACCUUACAGGUUUUUUUUUUUUUUUUUUUUUUAAAUUGGAAGUUUGUAUCCUUUUUAUGCAGCACCAGCAAGUAAACUAUUUGACAACAAAAAUUUGUAUUUUGUAUGAGACAGGUUUUUAUUCUAUAUUCUUUUAAUAUCCUUGAACAUUAUUUGACCUCUGUUAAUCUUCUUGUGAAAAAACUAGAAGCACUGUAUUCUACACAUUGUUUUUAUUAUCAACUAUGUAAAUGUUUUGGCCUAUAACCCAGUUUCAACUUGAAUGGCUGCUCUCAUGCAUAAACAGUAGCUAAUUUAUAUAAAGUAGUGGUACUAGUACAGCAAAGGACGGAGACACACGGGGUGAUUAGUUGCUGCAACGGUUCAGACGGUACCCGAUUGGUUGUGUGUUUCAUAUAUUAACCUAUAGCAGCUAAAUCACUGUCAUUAGUUGCCCUAAUACACAGUUUUUAUAUGCAAAAUAUACCAGUGCAUUAUAUUUAAAUUUAUACAAAGCCCUAUAUUGUUUGAGGCGGUGGGUAAGGGUUUGCAGGUUUUAUUAAACAAAAAAUACACUUGUCA